Messenger RNA from Penicillium oxalicum, 570 nucleotides. RefSeq lists its product as uncharacterized. Bases 1 to 570 code for a protein of 189 amino acids. Lineage: Eukaryota; Fungi; Ascomycota; Eurotiomycetes; Eurotiales; Aspergillaceae. The transcript is spliced from 3 exons. The record is from RefSeq and is a predicted model, not a curated record. Gene Ontology annotation, cellular component: membrane.
AUGAGUACACCAAUCUCAACCACACCUUCGACUCGAUCGUCGUGGAUCGUGAUCGCGCUAGCCAGCGGCGCAUUCGCCGCCCUGAAUGGACUCUUUGCAAAGCUAGACGACGUCCAGGGGUACAGCUCCCCGUCGUACCUGCAUCCAGACCCUCCCCGCUUGCAGUGUGUGCUCUUGCCCGUCUCGACUUCAAAAGUCACACAAGGUGCUAACGAUCCCUCCCCUCCUCUCACUUUCAGAACGACCGACACUCACACCACUGCCUUCGCUCAAUCCAUUGCCCACCUCUUUGGGCUCGAGUCCUCAAGCUUCCUAGAGCUCCUGGUCCGUGGCCUCUGUCUCGGUCUCAAUGUCCUCUGUAACAUCAUCAUGUGGGCACUAUUCACCCGCGCUCUGACGGCCGGACCGUCCACCACCAAAGUCUCGAUCACAAACACCUCGGCCAACUUUUUGAUGACGGCCUUAUUGGGGAUGGUCAUCUUUCGGGAAUCGGUCGGGGGGCUGUGGUGGCUUGGGGCGGCAAUGAUGGGUGCUGGUUGUAUAUUGGUUGGGAUGCGUGAAGGAGCUUGA